This is a messenger RNA of Galleria mellonella (greater wax moth), 1431 nucleotides long. RefSeq lists its product as uncharacterized. The transcript has a single exon. NCBI's taxonomy places the organism in Eukaryota, Metazoa, Arthropoda, Insecta, Lepidoptera, Pyralidae. The coding region runs from base 68 to 1177 and encodes 369 amino acids. The record is from RefSeq and is a predicted model, not a curated record.
CAAAUUAUUAUAAGCAAUGAUUUUUUUGUUUACUCAUACUAUUUUUGCAGACUUCAAUUAACUUCAUAUGAUAUCAAACCACCAAAUACGUUAUAGAAAAGUGCAAAUACACAUAAAUACUUUUGAAGCAGAUCUGUACGAAAAGACUGAAGAAAAUAAAAUUAUGAAUAAAGACAACCACAACGGAGGCAAGUGUAAAAACUUUCAUAAUAAUAGAACAAUUUGCUCGAUUUGUUUAAAUACUAAAACGUAUGAAAAGGACAAAAAUGAAGGAGUUAAUGAAACGUGUCCUAUAUGUCAUCAAAAUAAAGGCAAUAAUAAUAAUGUAAUAACAGAAAAUCAGCAGAACUGUGACGAAAAAGGACACACUGUAGUCAAGCCACAGAAUACGAAAUUAGUACAAACUCCCCAUGCAGAUAUUUCACAAGGUUUGAAUCUAUUGAACGAAGUAUUAACAGUAUUUCAAAGUAAAAAGCAACUAACUACACAUAAUGCAAAUAACAAAGCAGCUACAAUAAAAGAUGCAAGUACCAUCACUGAUGUAGAUACAAAAGUGUACAAACUUAAACCCAAAUUAUCAGUUAGCAAUAUAUUUCAUUACUCAAUCGAGGAACAUAGAAUGGCGAGUGAAAACCGUAAUUUUAGAAUUGUUCACUGUUUCCAACCAGAUUAUAUAAGAUCUCAGCAUUUGAUCAAACGAAAGUCAUCUUCCGUACCACAAAUGAAACUAGAAGAGCUUAAACACUGUCUAAAAGAGAAAAAGAAGUCUAAAGACACUAUUGAAGAAGUGAACAGAAUGUUUGCUACAGUGAAAAGAAAUGAAUCCAAUACCUUAGACUGUACAAAUAGGCCUAUAGUUAGAAAUGGCCCGAGACUAUUGUCAGUUGUGAAAACUAAAGACCGAGAAGGUGUUCAUAAUGAAUUUAAUAAUAAAAUUGAUUGUGAACAUAACUGCAAAUAUUGUAAAAUGAAACAUCGACUUUCUAGUGGAGAUUCGUCAAAUCAAUGCCGUAAGACGUGCAAUGGAGGGAAAUAUGAUAAAUGCGUUUAUACGCUAUGUUGCCACUGUCAUACAAACAAUCAAAUGCAAAAUAGAAGCCAUGUUUGCGAGUGUUAUACAAACAAUUUAAGUAAUUGUCGACAAGAAGCGCAUGGUGAUUAUGAAGAUGAUUUUUAAAUUAUAAUUUGUUUAAUAAAAUAUUUUUCGUUAUGUGAUUCUUACUUUCGUUUUUUUUUUUUUCAGAGAUAUUGUACUGAUGUAUUUGAACAAAUUUUUUUUAUUAUUUUGGAGGCUUAUUACAUAUAAAAACAACAGGUUUAAAUCCUAUAACUACAAAGUGACUUGUUUUGUGUUUGAUCUCUGGUUUCCCCAUAGAUAUAGUAUAACGUCUUAAAAAGAGAAUGCAGGUAUCGACUAUGCUUAAUCUAUGU